Messenger RNA from Anopheles aquasalis, 1259 nucleotides. It is a transcript of the gene Tmem43, whose product is annotated as Transmembrane protein 43. The record is from RefSeq and is a predicted model, not a curated record. Lineage: Eukaryota; Metazoa; Arthropoda; Insecta; Diptera; Culicidae. Gene Ontology annotation, cellular component: nuclear inner membrane. Gene Ontology annotation, biological process: nuclear membrane organization; lipid metabolic process.
AUGAAAACACAGGAACCGUGAACAAAAUUCUUGAAAUAAUCGUUCACAAAGAUGCGUUUUGUGGAAGUUUUUCAGACAUGCUGGUUGACGACACUGUUCGGGGCACUGCUGUUCAUUAAUGGGUCGGUUUUUCUCGUUUGGAAUGAGGGCCGGGCGAUCAGGAUCCUGCUCUCGUUGGAUGAGGCUCUGUCGGACGCGUUCACCGUGCGGGCGGAUAGUCCAUACGAGAAACAAUAUGAAGGGCGGCUCGUUCAUCUUAAUGGACCGAUGAUAACGGGAGAACCUUUGACCGAACCCGAUUACAACAUUCAGGUGCAGGCGGUGAAGCUGAAACGCCGGGUCCAGAUGUACCAAUGGGUCGAGGAGACAGUGGAAAACCGAUUUGGUGAAACAGUAGCCACGGUGGAAACGGACGAAAGGUCCUAUUUCUAUAAUCGCGAAUGGCGUGACGAGUUGGUCGAUUCUAGGAGCUUCUAUAUCCGUCACGGGCACCACAACCCUACAGCCUUUCCGCUGGACUCGACGGUGCACACAUCGGAGCACGUUUACAUCGGUCCGUACGAGCUCGGGGAUUCGGCCAAGAAUCGUUUCCAGAACUUCCAAGAGGUCACUUCCGACACUCGUCCCGAAGAUCCGUCCGUUAAGCUGCACUCCGGACUGUACUAUCACUCCAACGACAUAUGGAACCCGGAGGUUGGCGAUAUUCGAAUACAGUUUGCCUACGCCGGGCUGGAAGGAUCGUACGUGACGGUGGUGGGCAAGCUGGAGCAGGGGAAGAUUGUGCCAUACGAAUCGACACAUUCGCGCAAAGUGCUGCUGCUUGAGCUGGGCGAACACAAUCUGCACGAGAUUUUCCGCAUGGAGCAUCACCAGCAGCGUCUGGUGACCUGGGGUGUUCGAUUCGCCGGGUGGGUGAUGCUGUUCUUCGCCGCUACCUGCUGUACCACCAUCAUGGAGCAUUUGGUUCGCCAGCACAGGCUGCUGCGGAUUUUCUGCCCGGAUGCAACGUUCAACUUUCACCGCAACGCUACUUUCUCGUUUUCGGUGGCACUGGUGAUUGUAUCCAUCGCCUGGAUUGCCCAUCGGCCCUGGUUGGGAGGUGGCCUGCUGGUUGCCGCGAUGUCACCGUUCCUCUACUGUGCCCGCGGUAUGAUGGGAAACUAUCAGCGAGUUGACUGAAUCUGGGCGAGAUUCUCAUUUCAUUUGUUUAAGAUUAUUUAUUGACCAUGCGUUUUCACGUCGUUUCAUACGUUUUGUAG